AUGGCUUCUGAUCCCACUCCUCCCAAAGGAGGAAUGUCACUGUAUGCCAAUUUACUAAAUCCCUCUACCGAUACGCCUGGCAGCAUCUCCCGUGCCCCUGUUGUUUUUAAACAGCCGGAGACCGAACCUCCACCCGAUGACACGGCUAAAAAGCAACGACUGAAUCCUGCUUCUCUUCGGUUUCAACCCCCCAAAAGACCACAGCUCUCAGCUCAGAAGCCUAAACCGAAACAUACAUUACCCAAGGCAGUGCCACAGCCCUCAGCUAACCCUUCGGUACCGACAAAGAGCACUUUGGCUGAUUGGACCGCUGUGGAAGAUGAUGAUUAUGAGUACGCGCGCGAGAAGCGACAGCGCGGUGGAAGAAAGAAGCGCAAGAAGAACUUUGAAAUCCAUGUCGUCCAAAACUGGGAAGACAUCUACGACCCUUCUCGACCAACCAAUUGCGCAGAAUACCGCCAUAGUGAUGAGACAAUCGGGGAAAUUCGCGAGUGGAAGGAUGCCUUAUAUGCGCAUGUCAGGAAGCGCUCACCCAGCAGAUAUUCCGACAGCGAGGAUUAUGAUCGGCCAAACAAGCGUAUGUUUGGGUCUUUUGCGGUUAAUGAGGACAUCCAGACUGAAUCAAAAUCACUAGGACAAUUUGCUCCUCCAAGUAACUUUGCGCCGCCGCCAAAUCUUAACGAUGUGCCACCAUCAGCUUCUAUCCCCAAUGACCCAUCCGGUGACGAUGCAUUUGCUCGCCGGGCAGCAUUAGGACAACGCUUCGACAACAGUUCCAUUACCGCUCAGGCCCAACUCCCUACCUCACCUCCAUCCCGCACUGAACAUCCCACCCAAAUUCCCGAUGACCGCACUGGCGAAGACGCGUAUAUGCACCGCUUCCAGAGAGCUGAGAACACACCAUCGGGACAAGCCAUACCGCCGCCUCCUCCUCCUCCUCCUCCUCCUCCUCCUCCACCACCACCUCGCCCUCUUGAUGCCUUCCAACCCAGCUCCGCAACGAUCUCCCGCGCACCAGUCCGAUACGCUCUUCCGCCACCCCCAGAAGACAUCCCAGCCUCCGAAGGCGAACUUGAAGCCAUACUGGCCCAAGAGCAACCGACGGAUAAGGAAGAAUCACGAUCCCUUCUUCCCGGCCAAGCAGAAUUCGGCUCACGAAUGCUUCACAAGUGGGGCUGGAAGGAGGGAUCUGGGCUCGGCGCUACUGGUUCUGGUAUGGUGAAGCCGCUGCAAGUCAAGCUUGAGAAGCGAAAGAGGCGACCCGACUCAGAGGGUGGUGGCUUUGUCACACCUGCUGGACGAGGUAAGAUCAUUGGAAGCAACAACAAGGGUGAAUAUGAAACCAGCAAGUUUGGUCCCAUGAGCGAAGUGGUCAAAUUAUUGGGCAUGCUGGAUGGAAUGGACCUGGAUGCUGAGAUGGAGAGGGGUGAAAAUGGCGGCUUGAUGCAGGAGAUUGGACAGGAGUGUGGUGACAAGUAUGGACCCGUGGAGCGAGUCUUCAUCGCUCGCGAUGUCGGAACCCCAGUCCCGGUCUUUAUCAAAUUUAAACAUCCCUUGUCUGGUCUACGGGCCGUGAAUGCGCUCGAAGGCCGGAUUUUCAACGGCAACACAAUUGUUGCACGAUUUUUUGAUCUCGAGAAGUUCGACCAGGGGAUUUACACGGACUAG
Messenger RNA from Penicillium digitatum Pd1, 1668 nucleotides. The record is from RefSeq and is a predicted model, not a curated record. Lineage: Eukaryota; Fungi; Ascomycota; Eurotiomycetes; Eurotiales; Aspergillaceae.